Myodes glareolus (Bank vole) is the source of this 744-nucleotide messenger RNA. RefSeq names its product keratin associated protein 24-1 (gene Krtap24-1). NCBI's taxonomy places the organism in Eukaryota, Metazoa, Chordata, Mammalia, Rodentia, Cricetidae. Gene Ontology annotation, cellular component: keratin filament. Gene Ontology annotation, molecular function: structural molecule activity. The record is from RefSeq and is a predicted model, not a curated record.
UCAGUCUCCAUGUCUCUUCUGGGCUAUCCUGGACUUUGCAGAGCUACCUCCCAUAGGAACCACUGCUACAUCCCUGUGACCCCUUCCAUCGCCAUCUGCUCCGAUGAUGUAAACCCGGCCUUCAGACAUUACGUACCCAGCAGCUGCCAAGGCAAUCUCUGGCUUCUGGACCAUUGCCAGGACUCUUGUUGUGAAGCACCUUGCCGCGGCGAAGCUCCCAGCCAUGAGCCCAAGACUUGCACUCCAGCUGGGAAUCCCUCGGACUCCUGUGUGCCUUGCAAUUCCCCAUCUGCAAAUCAAGUUGUGAGUGCCUGCGAAACUACCAACAUCAGAUCCAGACCCAGCAGCAGUCCCUGUACCGGGACCAAAGGGUAUGUAUCCAAUUGCACCAUCGCUACUCGACUUGCAUCAAAAGCCUGCCAAACUCCUCAAAAUGGCUCCUGCUUCAUAGGGCAGUUUAAUUCCUUCCCUAAGCAUCACUGUGGUCUCGGCAGCGGUGGAUAUAGAAGCUACGGAAAUUUUGGAUUCAUCGCUAAUGGCUUCUCCCCGUCUUGUUACAUUACCAAUAGCUACCAACCCCCAAAUUACCUUAUGAGAUAUUGCCAGUAUUCAAAUUAUGGGCCUUCAAGCUUCCCAUCACGGGGCUACUUAUGUAGAAAUUUUCAGUCUCUGAGCUACAUACCUAGUGCAUUUCCACCUCUGAGAUACUUAUGCAGCAAUAGAAGACCUCUGAAUUGCUACUGA